AUGGCGUCGGCCAUGCUGGCGCUUGUCGUCCCACCGUAGCCGGCAGCCCAGGGACUCCUCCAGAACUGUUGGGAACUACUAUAGUGGAAACUUCAGCAGAGCGGACCAGGUUUUCCCAGUCCUCCGUGGGGACCAGCAUUAGCAGUCCAAGGUCCAGCUAUAUUUACAGAACCAGCAAAUGAUACCAAUGGAAGUAAGGAGAUUUUCAGCCUUUCCGAUAGUAUCUUUUGGAUGGCAGCUCCUAAGAACAGACGCAGCAUUGAAGUUAACCCCUGUAGGGGAAUAAACCCUCAGAAGCGUAUUAAAGUUAAGAACGAUAUUGACGCUUGUCCUGAAUGUGGUCACCUGAAACUGAAACACGUCCUUUGUGGCUAUUGCUAUGAGAAGGUGUGCAAGGAGACUGCAGAAAUCAGAAGACAGAUAGGGCAACAAGAAGGGGGCCCUUUUAAGGUUCCUUCCGUGGAGACUGUGGUGCUGUACACAGGAGAGGCAGCGUCUCAUCAAGAUCGCGGUAAAAGAAUCAUUGAACGAGACAGGAAGCAACCAUCCUGGUUCACCCAGAAUUAAGACCAAAGGUGUUUGAAGAGGAUAACUUCAUAUAAAACAUUUGUCCUGAAAGAGA
Leptonychotes weddellii (Weddell seal) is the source of this 622-nucleotide messenger RNA. Its product is annotated as large ribosomal subunit protein bL32m. NCBI's taxonomy places the organism in Eukaryota, Metazoa, Chordata, Mammalia, Carnivora, Phocidae. Gene Ontology annotation, molecular function: structural constituent of ribosome. The record is from RefSeq and is a predicted model, not a curated record. Gene Ontology annotation, cellular component: mitochondrial large ribosomal subunit. Gene Ontology annotation, biological process: translation.